Salvelinus sp. IW2-2015 is the source of this 4109-nucleotide messenger RNA. NCBI's taxonomy places the organism in Eukaryota, Metazoa, Chordata, Actinopteri, Salmoniformes, Salmonidae. The record is from RefSeq and is a predicted model, not a curated record.
UGGGAAAACACUGCCAAAUGAGAGCUAUCCAGAAUGCUGGUCAGAUUUGCAGAGCUGAAUGUGUGAGUGAACCGUGACAUCUUUUCCAUGAGAGGGUUGAGCCUUGUUUUGCAACAUGUUCCUCUGUGAUUGUAUUUAGCUACAUCAGUAAAAAAUACAAUGUGUGGUGUGUAUUAAUAAUAUUUAAAGUGGCAAUCUGGGAUUCGGGAAAACAACAAAGUGUGCACCCUGACACUUUUUGAUUAGCAGCUGAGGGAUAAGGUUAGAGAAAUUUUACCACUCAAAUUCAUGGAUGCAAGGACUAUCCAUUAGUUCAAAAUGAUAGUUUUAUCCAUGUUUUGAAGCUAUUCAGUCUUUGUUUACAGUUACAUGGUUUACAAAUAAGUUUAGAUGUUGGGUUCUGAUGAAUUACGACAGUUGAACUAAGCUCAUGAGAAAUGUAUACUAGUAAAUGUAUUUUCUUCCAAAAAUCAAUGGCUAAUUUCCUAGUUUAAAUCAAAAAAUGGAUGUACCAAUCCCAGAUUGMCCCUUUUUGAAAAGAGAUCUUUUUAGUAUUUAGUKUAGGUCUGUCAAAUGAGUCCUUUAAUAUCUUUCAGAAUCCAAGACACCAAUGGGGCAGAGGGMAWCUUCAAUGUUGCGACUACACACUGCCAGGAUUUUGCUUUUGUSCACAUUGCAYACGCUCAGUUUGAACUGUCUCAAGGCAACACAAAGAAAAGUACUUGGAUACUUCAGAGGGCCAUUGAACUGAAUGCCAAACCCAACGACCUGCUGGAGGCAGCUAUGCAGAACUUGACAUUGUGCAAAGCAGAACUUCUUUCCUCUGAGGAUAAGGAAAAUGUACCAGGCAACACAAAGAAAAGUACUUGGAUACUUCAGAGGGCCAUUGAACUGAAUGCCAAACCCAACGACCUGCUGGAGGCAGCUAUGCAGAACUUGACAUUGUGCAAAGCAGAACUUCUUUCCUCUGAGGAUAAGGAAAAUGUACCAGUCUCAACUUAUAAUACACAUGGUUCUGCGAAAAAUGAAACAGGAUUUCGCAAAGUCUCUGGAAACUCCGACGGUACAGGCGACUUGCAGCUUUCCAGUAUUUUUUCUUCAGGAACAAUGGAACCACGGAAUGGACCCCAAGUGGACAAGGUUCCAGCUUGGAGGUCUGGGUCUCAACGAAAGAGAGCCGUUGGCAUGCCAGGGAGAGUGCCUGUAGUCCCCUGCUCUAUCUCAGAAAUGGAUGAUGAUGACAGUGAUGGAAGACAAGUGAAGAGGGAGGCUCUCAUCUCAAGUAGCUUGUCCAGGCAAACUUCUGGUUCAAGUGCGAUGUUUACCUUGUCCUCGGCCAAGAAGCGUGUUGAAGAUGGGGACUUCCUCAAUCUAAAGACACCUAUCAUUAGCCCUGAGCCACGCCCAUGGAAGAACAUGGGAAUUGUGGACUCCACCACUACACUGCUGCACAGGCAAGAUAGGAGAGAUGCCACUAGGAUGGAAGAUACCACUGACAAUAUAAACCAGAUAAUCGGUUCCAACUCCCCUGAGGCUUGCCGRAUGUAUCUGACCAAGCUGGAGAAGAGGGGCAAUCCUCAGACAGACACCAACCUUCUCCUAAAGCUGAAGGACUGCUAUUCCAGAGUCUUCUCCAGACUGCCAUUGGUAAUGUACAGCAACAGUGAGAGCUAUGCCAAGAUGCUGGUCCGAUAUGCUGAACUCAAAGGCAUUGAUGACCCAGAUGAUGCUCGGGACAACUUCAUCGUUGCGAGAUCCAACUGCAAAGGCUUUGCCUUUGUGCACAUAGCACAUGCUCAGUUUGAGGUUGCUCGAGGUCAGGUCAAGAAAGGCUUGUCAAUACUACAGAAAGCCCUUCAGGUGAACGCAAAGCCCACUGAACUAAUUGAGACUGCAAUGCAGAAACUAAAAGCCGGGAAUUACCAGUUUCUCCCCGCAGAAGACCGAGAGAGUCUCCCAGAGCCGCUGUCUCACGGGUCAUUGAGUCUGUCAAACUAUGGUAGAGAGAGGGAGCUGGAGAUUCCCGCCCGUUUACCUCUGAGCCAGACACAGCCCAAACCCUCUAGCAUGGAGCUGUCUUCAGGGUGGAAAAUACCAGCCCACGUAAGCAGAGUCGUGUCUCCAGAGGAGAAGCACACCCCUCCUGAUUUCACGCCCAUUCCACGUCURGUGGACUCUCUACCCACCCCAUCCCUUCCUCUCCCGUCCAGACUCAACCCACCCGUCGCCUGCCAGAUGCCCAACUACAAAGACACCAGGGCCAACAGUUACUUUACCCCUGGGGUCAAGAGGAACUCCCCAUAUGCGGCCCCUCUCUCAGCAGCCCAUAAAGCCGKCCCUGCCCAGCAGCAGCCGURCAYCCCCCUCAGCCAGGUGUCCUAUGCCCAGCAGACCCACCAGGGUUCUGCCGUUGCUCUCUCAAACGAGUCCAUUGUGAUAAAGGGCAAACGGUUCCUCGUCCUGAAGAUGAUUGGCCGAGGUGGAUCCAGUAAGGUGUACCAGGUUCUGGACCAACGUAAUCAGCUGUUUGCUGUGAAGUAUGUGAACCUGGAGGAGGCUGAUGCCCAGACAGUGGAGAGCUACAAGAACGAGAUAGAGCAUCUCAAUCGCCUGCAGCAGUACAGUGAUCAGAUCAUCAAGCUGUAUGAUUAUGAAAUAACCAACAGCUACAUCUACAUGCUGAUGGAAUGUGGUAACCUGGACCUCAGCACCUGGCUACGCAACCGUAAAACUGUCAACCCGCUGGAGAGGAAGUUAUACUGGAAGAAUAUGCUGGAGGCAGUCCAGACCAUCCACAAACAUGGUAUUGUCCAUAGUGACUUGAAGCCAGCCAAUUUUGUGAUUGUGAAUGCCUCGCUGAAAUUGAUCGACUUUGGCAUUGCAAACCGCAUCCAGCCUGAUGUGACGAGCAUUAUGAAAGAUUCUCAGGUUGGGACCUUGAACUACAUGCCCCCUGAAGCCAUCAAAGACACUUCAUCCCAGCCAGGGAAGGCAAKCUCUAAGAUUAGUACUAAAGGUGAUGUGUGGUCCCUUGGUUGCAUCAUKUACUGCAUGACCUAUGGGAAGACUCCAUUCCAGACCAUCACCAACCAGAUCACCAAGCUACACGCCAUCAUUGACCCGACCCAUGAGAUAGAGUUCCCUGACAUUGCAGAGAAGGAUCUGCUAGAUGUGUUGAAGAGGUGUUUGGUACGAAACCCAAGAGAGCGGAUUUCCAUCGCGGGGCUGCUGGAGCAUUCAUACCUAAAGCUUCAGUCUCAGCAACAGUCACCUGUGCCAGCACCUCCUGACAAUAACGAUCUGAAGAGGAUCCUCAACGAGCUCGCUGCCUUACAGUCUCCCAACAGCAUUGCCAGGGCUGCUAAUAACUUGGCGAAAAUGUGCAACAGUGGUCGGAAACUGGACGCUGCAGGGUGUGUAAAGUCAUCCAGCCAUCUCAACUGGAAGAUGUAGAUGAUCCACUGAUGGCCUAAAAACCCCCAAAGGGGUCAGCAGAUAGAACUCCAUUCCUAGCCUAAGUUGAGCUUUACCCAAGAGAUACACUGCCCAUGCCAUGCUUCGGCACAACCUGAAAAAUACAUCCUGUUUGGUAGUACACUGGCCCUGUUUGAAUACUUUGAAAAUGUAUCCUUACUUCCUUCCCCUUUUUAAAGUAAUCACUGAUCUGUCAUGUCUGGAAUGGUGAAAGCUAUGAAGUGGAACCUUUGCUUUUAUUCUAUCCAAGUAUGUUAGAUCAGUGAUAACACCGAGGAUGGGAGGAAAGAAGGAUGCAUUUUAACCGUUUUUAAGCAGGGUCCAUAAAUGCCCUAUAGAGCUCUACCAUCUCCAUGUUUUAUUCUCUUAUGUCUUCAUGACUUCCCCUUGCUCUCAUCUUGAAGGAUACGGAUCUACACWGUUUWUUWUUUAUUUUUAAGAUGGACACUUUUUUUGUGUUUCUUUACUUUGCACAUUUUACUGUACUCUCAAACAUGUAAAUACAAAAAAUGCUCAACAAAUGAACUAGCUAACUGUAUUAUUGAUGUUUAUUUCUUUCAGCUGUCAAUUUCAUCUGUAGUUAUUUAUAUGUUGUAUAUACACUGCUCAAAAAAAUAAAGGGAACACUUAAACAA